Menidia menidia (Atlantic silverside) is the source of this 576-nucleotide messenger RNA. The record is from the annotation of a GenBank genome assembly. NCBI's taxonomy places the organism in Eukaryota, Metazoa, Chordata, Actinopteri, Atheriniformes, Atherinopsidae.
AUGCAGCAGCUCUUCAGCCAGGUGCUGGGCCAGAGGGAUCUGUCCAGAGCAGGAGAUCUAUUCUCUCUACAUGACACAGAAAUCGAAGACUGUCUGUCUCAAGCUCUGGACCAGAUCAAGACAAUCUCCUGCUCACCGGACUACUUGACCAAUGAUAACGACCAGGCGGUGGUGGAGAUCUGCAUAACACGCAUCACCACAGCGAUCAGAGAGACCGGCUCCAUCGAGCGACACAGCACAGCACUGGUGGGACUGUGGGAGUCGUGUCUGGAACAUAACCUCACUCCUCAAGGAGAAAACACAGAAGACACUCCACAUGCUAAAAUAGCCUCUGACAUCACCAGCUGCAUAUUGCAGAACUACAGCUGCCCCUCAGUCAUGGUCCUGGCUGUCCCAGUGGCGGUGCGUUUCCUGCAGAGGGGGAACAAGGAGCUAAGCAGGAACAUGUCCAGCUACCUCUCCCUGGCUGCUAUUGCUAAAGCUGACCUGCUGGCCGAGCACACAGAGGCCAUAACAGUCAGUGUGCUGGGAGCUCGAGUGCUCCGGUCAAACUGGAUAGAGCUGACUCUGACUUGA